UUCGACCCGUAAUUCAUAAACUCAAUGCUUCUGCCCGUUAGAUAGAUGACUGGUCGGAUUCUUAACAUUGCUUCGAAGUCGAACACAACAUAUAAGAUCGUGUGAAAUUGUAAUGCUUUUCCUUUCCUAGUACAACACAGAACACACUCAUAACAACAGGGUUCGCAUCAAUAUCACAGAAAACAACGUUGAAAUGGAAGCAAAUAGUGGAGCAAGCGAACCCAAUUCGAAUGCCACCAUAAUAACCAUAAACGUGAAGUUCGGUGGCGUCUCUAUUCCCAUCUCAAUUUCACCUCACUUAACCAUCAACGGCUUCAAGUCCCUUCUUCUACCUUCCACCAAUGUCCUCCCUCGUGGUCAAAAACUCAUCUUCAAAGGAUGGUCCUGUCUGGAAGAAAGCUCAGGUUGUUCCCAAAUCGAGAAAAGAUGACUCAGGCUCUAACAACGACAUGAAGAAAAUUCCUGUUAAGAACAGGAUGGAACGGUGGAAAGCAACAGGAGUUGUGGCAUUGUCUGAAUGCAACUUGGAGGUCAUACCUGAUGAAGUGUGGGUUUGUGGAUCUUCUGCAAGAGUUCUAGAUUGCAACAACAAUUCAAUUACAGAUGUCCCUGAUGAAAUUGCACGUCUUACCGGUCUAGAUAAACUAUUCAUCAAUGCAAAUGAGAUAGUGGAUAAAUCGAUUAGGUGGGAAGGACUAACAACUCUGAAGUACCUAACUGUAUUAUCAUUGAACCAUAACAAUUUAACUACUUUGUCGUCUACUCUUGGAUCUCUUACCUCGUUAAGGGAGCUGCAUGUUUCCAAUAAUAAAUUGAGUGGCCUUCCUAAUGAAAUAAGGCAUCUGACACAAUUAGAAGUUUUGCGAGCCAACAAUAAUAGGUAUUAUUUAAACCUCGUACUUGAUUAAGUAUGGAUAUUUUCUUGUAACUCGUGCAAUUAC
This is a messenger RNA of Glycine soja, 941 nucleotides long. RefSeq names its product LRR repeats and ubiquitin-like domain-containing protein At2g30105. Lineage: Eukaryota; Viridiplantae; Streptophyta; Magnoliopsida; Fabales; Fabaceae. The coding region runs from base 342 to 908 and encodes 188 amino acids. Gene Ontology annotation, molecular function: protein binding. The transcript has 5 exons. The record is from RefSeq and is a predicted model, not a curated record.